AUGCUCCGAGCCAAGCGCCAAAACACUCAGCCUUUGGAGGAUUCCUCUGUGGCCCCCGAAACCUUCACUGACGGUCUCCCACUCCCAAAAUUGAUCGCUUUUGACCUGGACUACACCUUGUGGCCGUUCUGGGUCGACACACAUGUCAGCGCCCCAGUCAAGGCACGUGACAACAACUCGCGCGCAGUCGACCGUUGGGGAGAGUCCUUCGCCUUCUAUCCGGCGGUUUCAUCCAUAGUCUACGCCUGCAAACAUCGCUCGAUUCCGCUGGCCCUUGCAUCUCGAACUCAAACCCCUGAUCUCGCGCGCGACAUGCUCAAAUCCUUGCAUAUCAUCCCCACUUUCUCCGAUAACCCCGCUGCGAACGCAAAGACCAUCCGUGCCCUCGAUUACUUUGAUUUUAUCCAGAUCUACCCCGGGAAUAAGACGUCGCAUUUCUCUAAAAUCCAACAGACGAGUGGUGUUGCUUAUGAGGACAUGCUGUUCUUCGAUGAUGAGGCGCGGAACCGGAACGUGGAGACGGAGUUGGGCGUCACAUUUUGCUUGGUGCGCGAUGGGAUUACCAGGGAUGAGGUCGACCGGGGCGUUAGAGCUUGGAGAAAGCGCAAUGGUAUCAAGCAAGAGACCGCGGAGGAAUCAUGA
Penicillium robsamsonii is the source of this 642-nucleotide messenger RNA. Its product is annotated as Mg-dependent acid phosphatase. The transcript has 2 exons. Gene Ontology annotation, molecular function: acid phosphatase activity. Bases 1 to 642 code for a protein of 213 amino acids. The record is from RefSeq and is a predicted model, not a curated record. NCBI's taxonomy places the organism in Eukaryota, Fungi, Ascomycota, Eurotiomycetes, Eurotiales, Aspergillaceae.